This is a messenger RNA of Pollicipes pollicipes, 1120 nucleotides long. RefSeq names its product steroid hormone receptor ERR2-like. Gene Ontology annotation, molecular function: DNA-binding transcription factor activity; zinc ion binding; sequence-specific DNA binding. Lineage: Eukaryota; Metazoa; Arthropoda; Thecostraca; Pollicipedomorpha; Pollicipedidae. Gene Ontology annotation, biological process: regulation of DNA-templated transcription. The record is from RefSeq and is a predicted model, not a curated record.
UAGAAGAGCGAGGGGCGGAAAAAUAGUGCGGAGUUUUGGUGAUGUUCGGCGCGAUACCCUUCGAAGUUAUGGUUUAGGCGUGGGGACUUGCCUGCGGAAGGCCCAAGGAGAUUGCAGUCUUCAAAUGGAGGAAGACUACGGACUGGUUCGCAUGGUGCAGGGGCACCAUCAGGCGCAGGUGAAGCGGGAAGAAGUGGAGACGCCGCACAGCAGCGGCAUGUACUCCCCCAGCACUACCAACCUGCCGCAGGUGGAGUUCUCUGACCGGGCCGAGUUCGAGGUGAUGGACGUGCCGGACGGCGGCGGCACCAGCUACCCGGCGGCCGGCGAGCUGUGCGACAGCCGGCCGCCGUCGUCGCCCAGCGGCCUCGACAAGGGCGCGCUGUACGAGUCGCCCUGCUCGCCUGACCGCCAGUUCUGCUCGUCCACCACGCUGAGCGAGGGCGUGCAGUUCGAGGUGCGCGGCGAGGACGACGCGCCCAAGCGGACCUGCCUGGUGUGCGGUGACGUGGCCAGCGGCUUCCACUACGGCGUCGCCAGCUGCGAGGCCUGCAAGGCCUUCUUCAAGCGCACCAUACAGGGUAACAUUGAGUACACGUGUCCGGCCAACAACGACUGCGAGAUCAACAAGCGCAGGCGGAAGGCCUGCCAGGCGUGCAGGUUCCAGAAGUGUCUCAAAGUCGGCAUGCUGAAGGAGGGGGGGUACGACCUGGACCGCGUGCGCGGCGGCCGGCAAAAGUACAGGAGGAAUCCAGAGCCACCGUAUCAAAUGCACUCGGUGCAGGUGAAAAAGCCCGUCGCUAGAAGGUACGAGCAGCCGGUGCCGAGCGUGCCGCCCGACCGUCGAAUCACUCCCGACCUCGAGUACCGCACCGUCUCGGCGCUCGCCUACCUCGUCGACAAGGAGCUGGGCAACUUCAUCGUAUGGGCCAAACAGCUGCCCGGCUUCGGCAACCUGGAGCUCAACGACCAGAUGAACCUGCUGCAGAGCUCGUGGGUGGAGGUGCUGACGCUGUGCUUUCGCCUACCGCUCGCUGGCCGAGGGCGCCGCGACCUCACCCUCGAGGAGAAGGGUGGCGCGCGAACUUGCGGCCUCGAGCAGGUGUUCCUGCAGCGAUGA